This is a messenger RNA of Jatropha curcas, 1382 nucleotides long. RefSeq names its product homocysteine S-methyltransferase 3. The record is from RefSeq and is a predicted model, not a curated record. Gene Ontology annotation, biological process: S-methylmethionine cycle. Lineage: Eukaryota; Viridiplantae; Streptophyta; Magnoliopsida; Malpighiales; Euphorbiaceae. Gene Ontology annotation, molecular function: S-adenosylmethionine-homocysteine S-methyltransferase activity; zinc ion binding.
AGUAACAUAUAUGUGGGCAAAAGGGUAAUUCCAAAUCCAGGCGGUCCCUUCCUUCCUUCUGCUCUGCUUCGCUCUAUAAUACAACAAAUGGCUUCGAGAAAUAAGGCAACAUUUUGGUCCUUCCAGUUUGAAGGAAAACAAAACGUACCAAUAAGACGAUAACUUAUCCGUCGAUCAAAUACUUUCCGACAGAAACCCUUCCAUAUCCAAACUUGCGCCUUCUCUUAAAAAGAGAAAUGGGAUUGGAAAGCGUAGAUACUUCAUCAUUCAUGUCGGAUUUCCUCCAAAAAUGUGGUGGCUACGCCGUCAUCGAUGGCGGCUUUGCCACUGAACUCGAACGACAUGGCGCUGACCUAAAUGACCCUCUCUGGAGCGCCAAGUGCCUUAUCAGCUCUCCUCACCUCGUCAGAAAGGUACACCUUGACUAUCUCGAUGCAGGUGCAAAUAUCAUAUUAACAGCGUCUUAUCAGGCAACUAUUCAGGGCUUCGAGGCGAAGGGGUUGUCUAGAGAAGAAGCAGAGUUAUUACUUAGGAGAAGUGUUGAAAUUGCAUGCGAAGCAAGAGAAAUUUAUUAUGACAAUUGUUCAAAAAGUUCAUGGGAUUUUAUGGAAAGUGGAAACGUAACAAGGCGUCCAAUUCUGGUCGCUGCCUCCAUUGGCAGCUAUGGUGCUUAUUUGGCUGAUGGUUCUGAGUAUAGUGGCAACUAUGGAGAUUCAGUUUCUCUCCAAACACUGAAAGAUUUUCACAGGAGAAGGUUACAAAUUCUAGCCAAAGCAGGAGCUGACAUAAUUGCAUUUGAGACAAUUCCUAAUAAGCUUGAAGCAAAGGCAUAUGCUGAGCUGCUUGAAGAAGAAGACAUAAAAAUUCCAGCUUGGUUCUCUUUCAAUUCCAAGGAUGGAAUUAACGUAGUCAGUGGUGAUUCUAUCUCAGAAUGUGCUUCCAUUGCAGAUUCCUGCAAGCAACUAGUUGCUGUAGGAAUCAACUGUACUCCUCCUAGAUUUAUUCGCGAACUUAUUCUCUCCAUUGCCAAGGUUACAAAUAAGCCAGUAGUGAUAUAUCCAAACAGCGGAGAGACUUAUGAUGCUGAGCGCAAAAUAUGGGUGAAAUCAAGUGGAGUAACGGAUGAAGACUUCGUUUCAUACAUUGGCAAGUGGCGACAGGCCGGAGCUUCUCUUUUCGGGGGCUGCUGUAGAACUACUCCAAAUACUAUUCGGGCUAUAUCAAGGCUUCUUUCUGACAAUUCUUCUUCACCCUUUUAAGUAAUAGCCCAAUGUCUUUUGGUUUUUUUUUUUUCCCCUCUUUUUUUGGUCUAUCUAAGUUCGUAGAAGUGUAACAGGGUCUGCAUCUUUAAUGAAAUAAAGAUGAUUUCAAUUUUCUGGGUA